Messenger RNA from Coregonus sp. 'balchen', 8408 nucleotides. Lineage: Eukaryota; Metazoa; Chordata; Actinopteri; Salmoniformes; Salmonidae. The record is from the annotation of a GenBank genome assembly.
GGGCAUUCCUGGAAAGAAGUGUGGAAACAUCAUUGUUAAGGUAGAAGAGAUGGGAAACUGCAGGGUGAGUAUUGAUGACAGGGGAUAUGGAGGGAAAGGGAGUCUUGGGCUGCAUCCCAUCCCAAAAAAGCUGUCUGCCCUUGUUAACUCCCCAAACAAUACAUCAUACCCACAUAAGUACAACAUCAAUCAAUAAACACUUUGCCAUGGCAUAUACAUUAAAUUAUAUUGUUAUGGAUCUACUAUCAUAGGAUAUAUCUCUCACCUUGAUGCUGAGUGGAGUUGCCCUGAGCUGUGUCCUGUAAUGUUACUGUUGACUGAUCAGCAUUAAUGUCUGCAUCUACUAUCAGAUGUCUCUCACCAGUAUCUGCUGUGAAUACUGAGCUGUGAGCUGUGCUGUCAAUUUCAUCAGUCUCAAUGUCUCUCUCUGUUACUGUAGGAGUCAGUGAUGAUGCAGUUCUGUGGGAAUAAACUGGACAAGAAAGAUUUCUUCGGCAAGUCAGACCCUUUCCUCGUCUUCUACCGCAGCAAUGAAGAUGGAACGUGAGUAUACUUUACCUACCUCUUCUUCAGAUCCUCUCCUCCAUUCAAUUCCAUCCAUCAGUCUCUCAGUCUGAGGGAAAUGAGUUUCCAUUGAAUUCCUUUAGGUAAACAACCAAGCCUCUCUCUGUGGGUUUGCGUGUGUGUGUGUGUGUGUGUGUGUUACAGCCUACAGGUUCUUCUCUCGCAUCAACACAUAUCUGGGAGGUCAGAUAAGCAGGUCUACUCCUCUGAGGCGAGGCUUUAUUACACACACACACCUAUCUUACAGCCGGCAGAGCAGAGAGGAGAUGACCUAGCGGGAGCAGUGGUUGGAGGGAAAGCUCCCUAUUGCCUCCCUGGCUUCUCUGUACAGGGGUCAAACCUCUCUCUCUCUUACUAUUCCACACUGCACUAUAUUCACAUUAAAACCAUUUACUUUUGCAGUGAAUUAUGAUUAUACUGAGUAUUCCUCAGUUGAUAGUAAAUGGUAGUCGAACUGAAACACAUAUUUUUUGUGCCGGUCAUCAUGAUGACAUUUGAAACAUUUUUUAUUGCUCGAUAUUUUGGCAAAGUACGGAAAAGAGGAAUCAAUGUCUUAGAGAUGUGUAUCUCAAUGAGUGUGAUUUAUCUUCUUGGGGGGAAGAAAGAUCUGAGGGAGCUGAGAAUCAAAGAGAAAAGUUUACGCUUGAGAAGAAUCUUGAGAAAAGCAAAGGAAGAUAGUCUGUCUCGCUAACUAUAACUUUGCACAGACACUCUGAGGGAAUGAGAGCGAGGGAGAGAAAGAGAGGAAGAGGUGGAAAGAAGAGAGGGGAUAAAGAGGAAAAGGAAUAUUGUCCAGUGAUUGAUUGAUCCAUUGAUCAGUGUAUGACUUGUCUUGUCGCCGUGUUUCACCAGGUUCACAAUCUGCCAUAAAACAGAGGUGGUGAAGAACACACUAAACCCAGUGUGGCAGGCCUUCAAGAUACCUGUCAGAGCACUCUGCAAUGGAGACUACGACAGGUCUGUGUGUGUCUGUGUGUGUGUGUAGUAUGGCCAGCAAGAUUAAACUGGCAUUAACUGUUUUGUUGAAGUGUGUGAGGGCCAUACUUUUUUUAAACAAUUUGAGUGCUUUGCAAAAAUGAUUUGGUGACAGGAUCUAAUCUGGAAGAGGAGAAAAUAGUUUUUAGAUUGUCUCCAUUUAAUAAGAAUCACCAUGCAUGCAUACUAAAUGCAUAUGGAAGCUAUUAUAAUGAACUCUAAAGGAGAAAUUAAUGCUUGGUCUGCUUAUGAAUAGCCUUCCUUUCUGCAAUCAUCUUUCUCCCUCAGUGGAGUAGUCUUUCACAUGCCUGACUGACAGACAGGUGUCAUGCCAUCACUCAAAUGCAUUGGCCCUUAAAUCCAGGGUGUAGGAAGCGCUGCAAUAGUUUUUCACCACCAAGUUUGAAAUCCCCAGGGUUUGUGCGUGUGUGUGAGUGCGUGUAUGUGCACGUGCAUGUGCGUGUGUGUGCGUGGUGUGUGUGUGUGUGUGUGUGUUUGUGUGUGUGUGUGUGUAAUAUACAGUGGGGAAAAAAAGUAUUUAGUCAGCCACCAAUUGUGCAUUUUCUCCCACUUAAAAAGAUGAGAGAGGCCUGUAAUUUUCAUCAUAGGUACACGUCAACUAUGAUAAACAAAUUGAGAAUUUUUUUCCAGAAAAUCACAUUGUAGGAUUUUUUAUGAAUUUAUUUGCAAAUUAUGGUAGAAAAUAAGUAUUUGGUCACCUACAAACAAGCAAGAUUUCUGACUCUCACAGACCUGUAACUUCUUCUUUAAGAGGCUCCUCUGUCCUCCACUCGUUACCUGUAUUAAUGGCACCUGUUUAAACUUGUUAUCAGUAUAAAAGACACCUGUCCACAACCUCAAACAGUCACACUCCAAACUCCACUAUGGCCAAGACCAAAGAGCUGUCAAAGGACACCAGAAACAAAAUUGUAGAUCUGCACCAGGCUGGGAAGACUGAAUCUGCAAUAGGUAAGCAGCUUGGCUUGAAGAAAUCAACUGUGGGAGCAAUUAUUAGGAAAUGGAAGACAUACAAGACCACAGAUAAUCUCCCUCGAUCUGGGGCUCCACGCAAGAUCUCACCCCGUGGGGUCAAAAUGAUCACAAGAACGGUGAGCAAAAAUCCCAGAACCACACGGGGGGACCUAGUGAAUGACCUGCAGAGAGCUGGGACCAAAGUAACAAAGCCUACCAUCAGUAACACACUACGCCGCCAGGGACUCAAAUCCUGCAGUGCCAGUCGUGUCCCCCUGCUUAAGCCAGUACAUGUCCAGGCCCGUCUGAAGUUUGCUAGAGUGCAUUUGGAUGAUCCAGAAGAGGAUUGGGAGAAUGUCAUAUGGUCAGAUGAAACCAAAAUAUAACUUUUUGGUAAAAACUCAACUCGUCGUGUUUGGAGGACAAAGAAUGCUGAGUUGCAUCCAAAGAACACCAUACCUACUGUGAAGCAUGGGGGUGGAAACAUCAUGCUUUGGGGCUGUUUUUCUGCAAAGGGACCAGGACGACUGAUCCGUGUAAAGGAAAGAAUGAAUGGGGCCAUGUAUCGUGAGAUUUUGAGUGAAAACCUCCUUCCAUCAGCAAGGGCAUUGAAGAUGAAACGUGGCUGGGUCUUUCAGCAUGACAAUGAUCCCAAACACACCGCCCGGGCAACGAAGGAGUGGCUUUGUAAGAAGCAUUUCAAGGUCCUGGAGUGGCCUAGCCAGUCUCCAGAUCUCAACCCCAUAGAAAAUCUUUGGAGAGAGUUGAAAGUCUGUGUUGCCCAGCAACAGCCCCAAAACAUCACUGCUCUAGAGGAGAUCUGCAUGGAGGAAUGGGCCAAAAUACCAGCAACAGUGUGUGAAAACCUUGUGAAGACUUACAGAAAACGUUUGACCUGUGUCAUUGCCAACAAAGGGUAUAUAACAAAGUAUUGAGAAACUUUUGUUAUUGACCAAAUACUUAUUUUCCACCAUAAUUUGCAAAUAAAUUCAUUAAAAAUCCUACAAUGUGAUUUUCUGGAUUUUUUUUCUCUCAUUUUGUCUGUCAUAGUUGACGUGUACCUAUGAUUAAAAUUACAGGCCUCUCUCAUCUUUUUAAGUGGGAGAACUUGCACAAUUGGUGGCUGACUAAAUACUUUUUUCCCCCACUGUAUAGGACAAUGUGUGUGUGUCACUCUGCAAUCCCAUCUCAGGGAUUGUGUUUAUAGUCAUCUCCAGUUGUCAGUGGGCUUGUUUGCCAGUGAUAAGGCACAAAGCCCCAGAUGGAUGGUCUGAGCUUGUCAGGCUGCAUUGAUUGGAGCAGAGCUGGGCCCUGGCUCUGUCUGAGUUGUUAGGAGGUUAGUUAGAGAGAGCUUAUUGUUAUCAGUGUGUGGAGAGUGUGGGGAGCCAAGGAAGCACACGAAUGAACGCUUGCACACACACACAUAAAUACAUUGAUUUACGCACACACACACAGCCAGAGUGUGAAUCUCUGGGGGUCUGGGAUGAGAGAUAAGGGAGAGGCAGGACGAGAGCCACGGGAGAACGCUAACAAUGGAGAGCUGUGUGUCCCCCUGGGGUUUCUGGUAGAUUACUGUAGGGCUGGAUGGCUUUAUCUCCCCAGCCUUUUAUCUAGUCAGCUUAGAUGGAUGGUGAUGGGCUCAUCCUUCACUCCAUUUAGUAGGAGGCUGAGCAGUGUGUUUGUGUGUGUGCGUGUAUGUGUGCAUACUUGUGUGUGUGUGUGUGUGUGUUUCUGUGUGUCUGUGUCUGUCUUUGUGCUCUGACAAUGCCGGAGUGUGCCUCCUCUUAUCAUCAUACCCCUUACGAACCCCUACAGGAAACUCAUUAACCUGUGAUUUCUCACCCGGUGGUAAUCUAUAACUUAUGAUUACCUUUUCAUCUAAGCAUCUGUUAAUUAUUUUCUUCUUUAUUUUUUUCUCGUCUGAAAAGAGAGGUGAAAUUGAGGCAGGUGAAAUUGGUGCUGGGUGAAAUAUGCACAGCCACAGUCAGCUACUUAUCUCUUGGCUCUGGUGAAGGAAAAUGGCCACUUGUCAGUGGAAAAACGAUUCUUCAGUUUGAGGGGAUGGGUGAUGGUGGAAGAGCACUGCUUUUCUCUCUCUAACAUUCGCUAUUUUGGAAACCAAUAUAGACAUGAUAUACAGUGGGGGAAAAAAGUAUUUAGUCAGCCACCAAUUGUGCAAGUUCUCCCACUUAAAAAGAUGAGAGAGGCCUGUAAUUUUCAUCAUAGGUACACGUCAACUAUGACAGACAAAUUGAGGAAAAAAAAUCCAGGAAAUCACAUUGUAGGAUUUUUUAUGAAUUUAUUUGCAAAUUAUGGUGGAAAAUAAGUAUUUGGUCACCUACAAACAAGCAAGAUUUCUGGCUCUCACAGACCUGUAACUUCUUCUUUAAGAGGCUCCUCUGUCCUCCACUCGUUACCUGUAUUAAUGGCACCUGUUUGAACUUGUUAUCAGUAUAAAAGACACCUGUCCACAACCUCAAACAGUCACACUCCAAACUCCACUAUGGCCAAGACCAAAGAGCUGUCAAAGGACACCAGAAACAAAAUUGUAGACCUGCACCAGGCUGGGAAGACUGAAUCUGCAAUAGGUAAGCAGCUUGGUUUGAAGAAAUCAACUGUGGGAGCAAUUAUUAGGAAAUGGAAGACAUACAAGACCACUGAUAAUCUCCCUCGAUCUGGGGCUCCACGCAAGAUCUCACCCUGUGGGGUCAAAAUGAUCACAUGAACGGUGAGCAAAAAUCCCAGAACCACACGGGGGGACCUAGUGAAUGACCUGCAGAGAGCUGGGACCAAAGUAACAAAGCCUACCAUCAGUAACACACUACGCCGCCAGGGACUCAAAUCCUGCAGUGCCAGACGUGUCCCCCUGCCUAAGCCAGUACAUGUCCAGGCCCGUCUGAAGUUUGCUAGAGUGCAUUUGGAUCCAGAAGAGGAUUGGGAGAAUGUCAUAUGGUCAGAUGAAACCAAAAUAGAACUUUUUGGUAAAAACUCAACUCGUCGUGUUUGGAGGACAAAGAAUGCUGAGUUGCAUCCAAAGAACACCAUACCUACUGUGAAGCAUGGGGGUGGAAACAUCAUGCUUUGGGGCUGUUUUUCUGCAAAGGGACCAGGACGACUGAUCCGUGUAAAGGAAAGAAUGAAUGGGGCCAUGUAUCGUGAGAUUUUGAGUGAAAACCUCCUUCCAUCAGCAAGGGCAUUGAAGAUGAAACGUGGCUGGGUCUUUCAGCAUGACAAUGAUCCCAAACACACCGCCCGGGCAACGAAGGAGUGGCUUCGUAAGAAGCAUUUCAAGGUCCUAGAGUGGCCUAGCCAGUCUCCAGAUUUCAACCCCAUAGAAAAUCUUUGGAGGGAGUUGAAAGUCCGUGUUGCCCAGCGACAGCCCCAAAACAUCACUGCUCUAGAGGAGAUCUGCAUGGAGGAAUGGGCCAAAAUACCAGCAACCGUGUGUGAAAACCUUGUGAAGACUUACAGAAAACGUUUGACCUGUGUCAUUGCCAACAAAGGGUAUAUAACAAAGUAUUGAGAAACUUUUGUUAUUGACCAAAUACUUAUUUUCCACCAUAAUCUGCAAAUAAAUUCAUAAAAAAUCCUACAAUGUGAUUUUCUGGAUUUUUCUUUCUCAUAUUGUCUGUCAUAGUUGACGUGUACCUAUGAUGAAAAUUACAGGCCUCUCUCAUCUUUUUAAGUGGGAGAACUUGCACAAUUGGUGGCUGACUAAAUACUUUUUUCCCCCACUGUAGAUUACUAUAAACUAUCCUUCUUCAGAAUACAAUACAUUUGAACUUGAAACUUGUUUGGGGGGAAUGUACAAUGCCAUGAUCAUAGUUUCUGCUGAUAAUUGUCCUGUUAAAGCUAAAUAAAUCUGUUUCUAAUAUAUUGUUAUUUUUCACCCUACUAGAACGAUCAAGAUAGAAUGCUACGACUGGGACAGAGAUGGAAGGUAAUUUAAUUUGAGUCUUAAUUGAAAAGCACCUUCAUUAGCAUGAUGUAAUCACUGUGUUAUCUAAAUUAGGCUACUUUAACUCAUGCUAAUCUAUAUUUCUAGAAGGUAAGGAAGCUGGAUUGGAUGCUGAUUCAUUCAACACACAUUGACAUGUUGUUGAAGUGGGGGAAUUGGAUUGGUCCAUAAACAUAGAGGCGGGGCCAAGGGCGGGGCAGCAGUAGAAGAAACACCAACUUGAUAUGAGUGUCAUCAUUUCAUAUUAUGGGUUUAGUGGGCAAGGUUAUUACCUUACAGUAUGCACUCACUCCGUCUGUCUCGUCUCCUCUUUAUACCUGUCAGCAUUAUGUCACGUGUUACCAUUUACAUUUACAUUUUCGAAAUUUAGCAGACGCUCUUAUCCAGAGCGACUUACAAAUUGGUGCAUUCACCUUAUGAUAGCCAGUGGGACAACCACUUUACAAUAUUUUUUUGGGGGGGGGGGUGGGGUAAGGGGGGGUAGAAGGAUUACUUUAUCCUAUCCCAGGUAUUACCAGACCUCUCUUUGCUUGCAGGUAGAGGGGUUACGCUUUGUUUCCGAUUUCAAUUUAUUUUAAGGAAGUGCAUUGAAUGGAUCUUCAACCAAAAUCUAAUAUUAGAUAAAGGGAACCUGAGCGAACAAAUAACACAACAAUUACAUACUUAUUUCAUUUAUUUAAUAAAAAAAGUUAUGCAACACUCCCUGUGUGAAACAGUAAUUGCCCCCUUACACUCAAUAACUGGUUGUGCCACCUUUAGCUGCUAGGACUCCACCAAACGCUUCCUGUAGUUGUUGAUCAGUCAUUGUGGAGGAAGUUUGUCAUCAAAAAGUUAUUCUUUUGAAUCGUCUAUCCAUAGAACAUUCUUCCAAGAGUCUUGAUGAUCAUCCAGGUGCUUCCAGGGGCUUUUUGGCAAACUUGAGUAAACUUUUUGAUCGACAUGGUUCACAUUAUGCCUGGCGAAAACCAAACACUGCAUUUCACAGUAAGAACCUCAUACCAACGGUCAAGCAUGGUGGUUGUAGUGUGAUGGUUUGGGAGGCUUUGCUGCCUCAGGACCUAGACGACUUGCCUUAAUUGAAGGAACCAUGAAUUCUGCUCUGUAUCAGAGAAUUCUACAAGAGAAUGUCAGACCAUCCAUCUGUGAGCUGAAGCUGAAGCGCAGCUUGGUCAUGUAGCAAGACAAUGAUCCAAAACACGUCUACAUGAAAAUGGCUAAAAAGCAACCCAUUUUAAGCCUAGUCAAAGUCCAAACCUAAUCCCAAUUGAGACGUUGUGACAACACUUGAAACGAGCAGUUCAUGCUUGAAAACCCACAAAUGUCGUUGAGUUAAAGCAGUUCUGCAUGCAAGAGUUGGCCAAAAUUCUUCCACAGCGAUGUGAGAGACUGAUCAACAACUACAGGAAGCAUUUGGUUGCAAUCAUUGCAGCUAAAGGUGGCACAACCAGUUAUUGAGUGUAAGGGGGUAAUUACUUUUUCACACAGGUGAAUUGAGUGUUGCACAACUUUGUUAAUUGUAAACUCAGGUUCCCUUUAUCUAAUAUUAGGUUCUCGUUGAAGAUCUGAUAACAUUCAGUAUCAAAAAUAGAGAAAAUCAGAAAGGGGGCAAAUACUUUUUCACGGCACUGUAUGCUACUGUACCCUCAAGUGGCUGCAUGAAAAACACAAGUGAAAUCUCUACUCAAAGAAUUGUUAAAUGUCGAUAUCUAUCUCACUCUUUAUUGCUUUAACAUUUCAUGAAUAAUAACUUAUCUCAACUGAUCUCAUUCCAUCCACUAGACUAUUAUAAUACUUUGCAAUACACUUCUUCAUAGGCACAUCGAUAGCACACUAACAGUUGUGCUUUGUGUGUUGUGUCUUUAGUCAUGACUUCAUAGGAGAGUUCAGUACCAGCUACAGAGAGCUGUCCAGAGGCCAGUCCCAGUUCAAUGUGUAUGAG